CGGCUGUGGGUCAGAUGGCGGUGCUUCAUUGGUGCGUUGGCACGAUUCAGCACCAAGACAAUCUCUCACAUUGGGAGUGCCCCUCCGCAGUUCACGUGCUUGGCUGCGGCUAGUUACAUAACCUACUCACCUACCCAACUGCCAUUCAAUUAUCGUUUCCUUUUGCAACCUUCCUCCACUCCCCAGUUCUUCUUGACGGACCCCCUACGUCCUCGUAUAUUUAUCCAAGGCGACCAAUUGAUCCUCUGCUCAACAUGGCUGCUCCCGCCGCCACAGGACACGAGCUCAAGCUCGAUCCCAAAUACGACGACUACGAUUUCCCCACCACGGCACCUGUGGCCCAGAACGGGCAUCCUGGACAUACGACUCCUGAGCAGGAUGCCCAGGUGCAUCAGCUGAGGAGCAUGCUCGAGGCGGAGGGAUACACAAAGAAUUUGGACACCUUGACUAUGCUGCGAUUCUUGCGUGCGAGGAAGUUCAACGUGGAGCUUUCCAAGCAGAUGUUCAUCAACACCGAGAAAUGGAGGGCCUCGUACGCGACUGUCGGUGUAGAGGAACUGGUCCGUACGUUCGACUACAAAGAGCGACCCCAGAUCAUGCAAUACUACCCUCAAUACUAUCACAAGAUUGACAAAGAUGGCCGUCCCCUUUACAUCGAACAGCUUGGCAAGGUCGAUUUCGCAGCUCUGGAGAAAAUCACAACCCAAGAACGUAUGGUCCAGAACCUCGUGUGCGAAUAUGAGAAGAUGACCGACCCCCGUCUCCCUGCUUGCUCUCGCAAGUCCGGCUACCUCCUUGAGACAUCGUGCACGAUUAUGGACCUCAAGGGCGUCGGCGUUGCCAAAGCCAGUCAGGUCUACGGCUACGUGCAGACUGUUAGUGGCAUCUCACAAAACCAUUACCCUGAACGACUUGGCAAAAUGUACAUCAUCAACGCACCGUGGGGUUUCUCAGCCGUGUGGAGCUUCGUGAAGAAGUUUCUCGAUCCGGUUACCGUCCAGAAGAUCCACAUCUUGGGUGGUGGAUACGAGAAGGAGCUGUUAGCUCAGAUACCUGCGGAGAAUCUUCCCAAGCAAUUUGGUGGCAAAUGCGAAUGCCCUGGUGGCUGCGAAUUGAGCGACGCCGGUCCAUGGGACGACCCGGCGCUGGUUCGCCCACCCAAGUGGGCUAAGAAGGCGGAUGACAAGGAUGCUAUUGACAACACAAAGCUCCCUGCCCCGACCGAAGAGUCUGCAGCACCUGUAGCUGCUCCUGCUCCUGCUGCUGGCACCGAUCCUGCUGCCGCUCCUGCCGCUGCUCCAGCGACGUCGUAG
Periconia digitata is the source of this 1313-nucleotide messenger RNA. Lineage: Eukaryota; Fungi; Ascomycota; Dothideomycetes; Pleosporales; Periconiaceae. The record is from the annotation of a GenBank genome assembly.